UACCAUUGGAAAAUAUAUACAUGAGAGGUGCCUAUCCCGCUUUUAUUGCACCAGUUGCUCGGCGCUCCGUCCUCAAGUCUCUCGUGGAAGUCGCCGUCCGGUUGAUGCUUUCUGGUCAUCUUUGUCGUCUGUUUCUGAACGUGUCGUCGGGUCAGCGGCCAGGUCAGUACUUUUCCGUCGGUUUGUAUUAUCACCCUGAAUCCAUACAUGGCCAAAUAGGCCUUUCACAACACACACACACACACACACACAAAAUACACAUAGGAGAGCAACAUUGUUGCAGAAGUCAAGAAUUUUCAGCACAUAAUAAAACUCGAACAAGAAUGUUGGAAGUUAGAACAACUCUAACUAAGCAUGAGACAUUAUCAUAUAUUAGGAAAGAUAAUUAUUGCACUGCAUCACAACAUGACAGUGAUGGUCAUGUGUCCGAAAGUGUGUCUUCGAUGGUUAAAACCAAUGUUCA
Molecule: messenger RNA, 463 nt
Organism: Candidula unifasciata
Lineage: Eukaryota; Metazoa; Mollusca; Gastropoda; Stylommatophora; Geomitridae
Source: the annotation of a GenBank genome assembly